AUGGGGCUCUUCAACGUUCUCUUUGUCUAUCUCCUCGGCGGACUCACCUUCAUCCCGCUGGUCCUGUCGUUAUCCCUUCUCUACUCCUAUCUCGUCCUCCCUCCGCCUUCCCCGCAAUCCAAACGCGCCAGCGAUUCCGCCGAUACCCCCAUCAAUCACCCAGAUGACGAUCAAUACAGCCUUCGGUCAAGAACAGACGAGUUAGCGGAGAAAUUUUAUCGCACCCAUGAUACAGAUGUCGCUGCGGGAUACUUUGUGGUUUGUCGCGAAUAUGUCCCAGGUGGUGUCAAUGGAAAGCCCCCCGAGAGGACUACACCAGCGGGAGAGGUAAUCGCUGCGGAGAGCCCGAGCGUUUACCAGACCAUGUACAGGAGUCUUUUUGACCGGAAACAAGCCCCGACAAUUGAACCGGCAAGAAAUACGGCGAAGAAUGGCAAAAGGGCACGGAAUAUGUUUUACAUUGUGCUUAGGCAUGGCCACUUGAUGCUCUAUGAUGAUGCAAACCAGGUGGAGGUGAGAUAUGUCAUCUCGCUAGCUCAUCACGAUGUGAGCAUCUAUGGCGGAGAUGGGGAAAUCCCCGAAGGUGAACUCUGGUUGAAGAAAAAUGCCAUCAGCCUCUCGCGGAGGCUUGACUCACUUGGUGACCUUGGAGGCCCGACCCCGCCUUUCUUUUUCUUCUCGGAGAAUCUGUCAGACAAAGAGGAUUUCUAUUUUGCCAUGCUCCAGAAUCAGACGAAGAUGGGACAUUCUUCCGAUCGUCCACCCAAGCAUCAGGAUUUCGACAUGAAGCAUAUAGUUGGAUUAGUUCAGCGCUUGCAUUCAUCGGAGGAACAGCUACAGACGCGGUGGAUCAAUGCCGUUCUCGGUCGAGUUUUCCUCGCCUUGUACCGGACUCCAGAGAUGGAGGAAUUUGUCCGGACAAAAAUCAUUAAGAAGAUAUCCCGUGUGAACAAGCCAAAUUUUAUUAGCAAGAUAGGUCUUCGAAGUAUCGACAUGGGGAAUGGUGCGCCCUUCAUCAUAAACCCAAGACUCAAAGACCUUACUGUGGAUGGGGAUUGCUGUGUUGAAACUGACGUUCAGUAUACGGGUAACUUCCGCGUGGAGAUCUCGGCCACCGUACGCAUCGACCUAGGGCAGCGUUUCAAGGCGAGGGAAGUUGACAUUGUUUUGGCAGUAGUGCUGAAAAAGCUAGAAGGACAUUUGUUAAUAAGGUUCAAGCCCCCGCCGAGCAAUAGAGCGUGGGUAUCGUUCGAGUUAAUGCCCAAUAUGGUGAUGGAUAUCGAACCGAUUGUCAGCUCGAAGCAAAUCACAUAUGGUAUCAUCCUGCGGACCAUCGAGAACAAGAUACGUGAAAUGGUAGCAGAGAGCGUGGUGUUACCUUUUUGGGAUGACGUUCCCUUCUUGGAUACGUUAACACAGCGAUUCCGUGGUGGGAUUUGGCAGCGAGAACCAUCUGGACCUGAUUCGACCGUUGAUAUCCCCGAUGAAUCCGGAACUCGGCCCCAAAUGCCGGAAGGAAGCGAAGACAGCACAGUUAAAGUAUUGCAGUCGAAGGAUGACCGUACUAUGAGUGCACCGGCUCUUUCUGAAUCGGUCACCAACUCUGCAAGGCCCCGCAAGAAGUCAGCCCUCCCAGAAGACACAGAAAAAGGUUCUUCGACUGCGUUGCCCUCUCCAAUUGGAAAGACAGCAGGCUCGCCACCACGAGUAAUCCGUUCUCGAACAUUCUCAAAUACCGCCAAUCCGGUAUUGACCGCUGAUCAUGGAAAAAUGGAUGGGAUCCUGUCUGAUUUCAGGAAUGAAGAAAGGAGCAAUGCCUCUAGUGCGAUGGCUGAAAUAUCUAGCCGGUCUCCUGCCACACCAACUAAGAUAUCCAGCAGUUCGCCCCCGGCUGAUACCCAUAGCAUUUCAGAAGCUGUGCAUCACAGCCGCGAAUCAUCUAUAGCUGAUUCUCUUGAGAGCGCAAGGGAAACCGGCAGUGAUGCGCAUAAACGUCCAUCCUCAGUCCACGCAAGUGAACCUAUUAUGAACCUGGGAGGUAUCAUCAGUCGUUCGACCUCGUCAUUAAACAGCAGUAAAACACGUCGGUCUUCGAUCCUAGAAGGCUCAACUAGCUCAACUGCUUCCUUGAUGGAUCCAGACAAAAAGUCCCAGAGCACGCUAUCACUAGGCACAGCGACCUCGAUGGCUAAGAAGUGGGGAUGGAACAUGCUUGGACGAGGGGAAUCGAAUACAGGUGAGGGACUGGGAAUGCCGCGAUCUGCCGGAACUCCGACGGAGCCAUUUGGGCGUGGGCAUCCGCUUCCUCCUCCGGGAACUCCUCUGCCAACUCCUGCAAAGGUCAAUAACAAGAGGACUUCUGUCUCGAUUCCGAAGCGUAAACCUGUGCCGGCAACUCUCCAGGAGCAGGACUCAUUAGAUGACAACGGAAAACCGCAAAACUCACAAUUUCUCCGUCGAAAACCAGUACUUGGCCUAAACGAUGGUGUAAAUCGAUCCGAUGAAUUGCUCGUUAUCGAAGCUCCUUACGACUCGGGGCCCAACAGCCCGGCCGACUUCGCCUCGGCCUCGUGUCUGCCAAAAUCAAUGGUCGAUGUUUCUCAAGAUCCAGUCCAAGAUGAUGCUGAAAUCCAGUCGCCGCAACACAAAGCAGAAGGGCAUGAUGCCACACUUGACGGAUCGUCAAAUAUCAAUCCCCCGGGCCGUGGUGGGAGUAAUCCAAGGGAACACCCAGUCACUAAACACACCUUGUUGUGA
Aspergillus puulaauensis is the source of this 2757-nucleotide messenger RNA. RefSeq lists its product as uncharacterized. Bases 1 to 2757 code for a protein of 918 amino acids. Gene Ontology annotation, molecular function: lipid binding. Gene Ontology annotation, cellular component: ERMES complex; endoplasmic reticulum. The record is from RefSeq and is a predicted model, not a curated record. Lineage: Eukaryota; Fungi; Ascomycota; Eurotiomycetes; Eurotiales; Aspergillaceae. Gene Ontology annotation, biological process: phospholipid transport. The transcript has 2 exons.